GACCAGGGGGCGGAGCGAACGGGUGACAGGCCGUGACGCUGGCCGGUCUUCUCUUAUAUAGGCACCCGGGGGCGCGCAGGGACCGUGCUUCGUCGUUGCCGCCGCCGUCGCCGCCACUGCCACCGCCACCGCGUCCACCUCCCGCUUCCCACCACAGCUCCUAGCAUAGCCGCCACCGCCACCGCGUCCACAACCAGCGCCACCGCCAUGCGCGAGAUCGUGCACCUGCAGGCCGGCCAGUGCGGCAAUCAGAUCGGGGCCAAGUUCUGGGAGGUGAUCAGUGAUGAGCAUGGCAUCGACCCCACGGGCACAUAUCACGGGGACAGUGACCUGCAGCUGGAGAGAAUCAACGUAUACUACAAUGAGGCCACAGGAGGAAAUUACGUACCCAGAGCUGUGCUGGUGGACCUGGAGCCAGGCACCAUGGACUCAGUUCGCUCUGGCCCCUUUGGCCAAAUCUUUCGGCCUGACAACUUUGUAUUUGGGCAGUCCGGAGCCGGCAACAACUGGGCCAAGGGCCACUACACAGAGGGUGCGGAGUUGGUGGACGCCGUCCUGGACGUGGUGCGGAAGGAGGCCGAGAGCUGCGACUGCCUACAGGGCUUCCAGCUGACGCACUCGCUGGGCGGAGGCACGGGGUCCGGAAUGGGUACGCUGCUCAUCAGCAAGAUCCGGGAGGAGUUUCCCGACAGGAUCAUGAACACCUUCAGUGUGGUGCCAUCGCCCAAGGUGUCAGACACGGUGGUGGAGCCGUACAACGCCACGCUGUCCGUGCACCAGCUGGUGGAGAACACGGACGAGACCUACUGCAUCGACAACGAGGCGCUCUACGACAUCUGCUUCCGCACGCUCAAGCUCACCACGCCCACCUACGGGGACCUCAACCACCUGGUGUCCGCCACCAUGAGCGGGGUCACCACCUGCCUGCGCUUCCCCGGCCAGCUCAACGCUGACCUGCGCAAGCUGGCCGUGAACAUGGUGCCCUUCCCGCGCCUGCAUUUCUUCAUGCCCGGCUUCGCCCCGCUCACCAGCCGGGGCAGCCAGCAGUACCGCGCGCUCACGGUGCCCGAGCUCACGCAGCAGAUGUUCGACGCCAAGAACAUGAUGGCCGCCUGCGACCCCCGCCACGGCCGCUACCUGACGGUGGCCGCCGUGUUCCGCGGCCGCAUGUCCAUGAAGGAGGUGGACGAGCAGAUGCUGAGCGUGCAGAGCAAGAACAGCAGCUACUUCGUGGAGUGGAUCCCCAACAACGUGAAGACGGCCGUGUGCGACAUCCCGCCCCGGGGCCUGAAGAUGGCAGCCACCUUCAUCGGCAACAGCACGGCCAUCCAGGAGCUGUUCAAGCGCAUCUCGGAGCAGUUCACGGCCAUGUUCCGGCGCAAGGCCUUCCUGCACUGGUACACGGGCGAGGGCAUGGACGAGAUGGAGUUCACAGAGGCCGAGAGCAACAUGAACGACCUGGUGUCCGAGUACCAGCAGUACCAGGACGCCACGGCCGAGGAGGGCGAGUUCGAGGAAGAGGCUGAAGAGGAGGUGGCCUAGGGCCACCUCACGCGCUUCGUGUCUGCCCCCGCCCCCGGAGGCCCCUUACUUUUGACCCCCUGGAGCCCCUCUUGGGCCCUGAGAACCCUGCCUCACCUCUAAGCCUGAUUCGCUUCAGACCCUCUGACCUUACAACCUUCACUUCACCCCUGACUUCAGCUGACCUUUGACCCUUGAGCCCCACUUUGCCCCACAUUUAACUCCAUGAACCCUGUUUCACCCCAGCCUCCCUUUCAUUUUUGACCUUCCUAGGGAAUCCAACACACCCCCAGACCAAGAAGCCCCAAUUUACUUUUGACACCCCUCUCACUGAGCAUCUCUUUGGCUCUGACCUUGCUUCACCUUUGACCCCAUAAGCCCACCUGCCCUCUGACCUUGCCUUCUCUCUGACUCCUAUAAGCCCCCUGUUUCAUCCCUGAACUCAGUCCCCUUGGCUCCAACUGACCUUGGCUUUCCAGGGGUCAUGAGGGGCUGCUGUGGAGGGAGAAGCCCUGGA
This is a messenger RNA of Phyllostomus discolor (pale spear-nosed bat), 2038 nucleotides long. RefSeq names its product tubulin beta 4A class IVa (gene TUBB4A). The transcript has 4 exons. Gene Ontology annotation, cellular component: cytoplasm; microtubule. The record is from RefSeq and is a predicted model, not a curated record. Lineage: Eukaryota; Metazoa; Chordata; Mammalia; Chiroptera; Phyllostomidae. The coding region runs from base 208 to 1542 and encodes 444 amino acids. Gene Ontology annotation, biological process: mitotic cell cycle; microtubule cytoskeleton organization. Gene Ontology annotation, molecular function: GTPase activity; structural constituent of cytoskeleton; GTP binding.